Exserohilum turcica Et28A is the source of this 8382-nucleotide messenger RNA. RefSeq lists its product as uncharacterized. Gene Ontology annotation, molecular function: phosphopantetheine binding; fatty acid synthase activity. The transcript is spliced from 8 exons. NCBI's taxonomy places the organism in Eukaryota, Fungi, Ascomycota, Dothideomycetes, Pleosporales, Pleosporaceae. Bases 1 to 8382 code for a protein of 2793 amino acids. Gene Ontology annotation, biological process: fatty acid biosynthetic process; secondary metabolite biosynthetic process. The record is from RefSeq and is a predicted model, not a curated record.
AUGGGUAGCUAUCCAGAGACCAACCUCCUCUCCAUCCCAGAGCCCAUCGCCAUUGUAGGAACCUCAUGUCGGUUUCCAGGUGGUGCAGACUCUCCAUCUAAACUAUGGAGUCUCCUCAAGAACCCUCAAGACAUUGUGCAAGAGAUUCCUCCGAGUCGCUUCGACACGAAAGGGUUCUACAACAAAGACAGCCAACACCACGGUAGCUUGAACGCACGACACGCAUAUCUUUUGCAAGAUGAUCCCCGAGCAUUCGACCGCGACUUCUUCAACAUCAGCCCCAAGGAAGCCGAGGCCAUGGAUCCCCAACAACGCUGUCUCCUCGAGACAGUCUAUGAAGGCGUUGAAUCGGCCGGAUACUCGAUACCCCAGCUGCAAGGCUCCGCGACAGGUGUCUUUGUAGGCGCCAUGAGCUUCGACUACCAAUUUGUUGCUAUGCGAGGCUUCGAUAGCUUGCCACAGUACCACGCAACCGGUACUUCCAUGUCGAUCCUGGCGAAUCGCCUCUCCUACUUCUUUGACUGGAGAGCUGUUCUUGCGCUGCGGAACGGUGAUGUUAGUAUGGCUGUUGCUGCCGGCGCUAAUCUUAUUCUCGGGCCUGAGCCGUUUAUCGCCCUGUCAAACCUGACGAAGGAAUUGAAGUUAAACAUGCUGUCACCCAACGGCCGUUCAUACAUGUGGGAUUCAUCCGGCGACGGCUACACACGAGGCGAAGGCUUCGCUGCCGUUAUUCUCAAGACUCUUAGUCAAGCCCUAGCCGACGGUGACCACAUUGAAUGUAUCAUCCGUGAGACUGGCGUAAACUCGGAUGGGCGGACUCCGGGCAUCACCAUGCCGAGCGCAACAGCGCAGGCUCGGCUUAUCCGAGAGACAUACCAAAGGUGUGGGCUAGACAUAAACAGUCCACUUGAUCGCCCACAGUACUUUGAGGCCCAUGGUACCGGCACACCGGCAGGAGAUCCUAUCGAGGCCCGAGCUAUACAUGAAGCUUUCUUUUCUCAUAGUCCGGAACCCCAUGACGACCAGGCACCACUCUACGUCGGCUCCAUCAAGACUGUUCUUGGCCACACUGAAGGCACUGCCGGCCUCGCUGGAGUCCUUAAGGCAUCUCUGGCAGUUCAGAACGGUUCAAUUCCAGGAAAUCUCCAUUUUAAAAACCUGAAUCCCAAGAUCUGGCCUUUCUACGACAAACUGCGCGUCCCCACCACAUUAACGUCAUGGCCUAGCCUUCCAGACGGCCAGCCUCACCGCGUCAGCGUCAACAGCUUUGGCUUUGGAGGAACCAACGCGCACGCCAUUAUCGAAAGCUGGGAUGAGAAGCCCGAGCGGUGUCCUUUGAGAACUGCAGAACAUGGCGGACUUGUUGUGUUAUCUGCCAAUUCCGCACAGGCAUUGGCAGCAAAGGCUACGUCGCUGGCUGCAUACCUUCGAAAGCACCCUGAUACAGAUAUCGACCGGCUCUCACGCACCAUGUUCCAGCGCGCUGAUUUCCUAUACCGAGCCGCCUUUGCAGCCACGUCGACUGCCCAACUUGCAGAGAAACUUGAAGCACGAACUGAGAUGUUGAAAAAGACUUCCCGCAUUGCGGCAAUUCCUAACCACUUGCCGCCCCGCAUCCUUGGUGUCUUUACCGGGCAAGGCGCGCAGUGGGCUACUAUGGGCAGGGAACUGUACGAUGCAUCGCCUGUGUUCCGCAAAUCCAUGGACCGGCUGCAGCGAAGCCUUGACACGCUUCCUCAUGGCGAACGCCCAGACUGGACUCUUAUCGACGAGCUUUCGCUGUCCAAAGAGACGUCUCGUAUUGGUCAAGCCGCCAUCUCGCAGCCACUGUGUACUGCUUUGCAGAUCGCUCUCAUCGAUGUCUUGCACGUCAUCGGCAUCUCCUUUGCUGCCGUUGUUGGCCACUCUUCUGGAGAGAUUGCCUGUGCCUAUGCAGCAGGGUACCUAGAUGCACAGGACGCCAUCCGCGUUGCUUAUUACCGGGGAUUCCACUCACACCUCUCCAAGGGCCCCGACGAGAAACGCGGCAAAAUGAUGGCUGUGGGACUGAGUCUCGAGCAAGCGUCAGCCUUCUGUAGUGAGUUCGGGUCUGCGCUCAAAGUGGCUGCUAGCAACUCUCCCACCAGUUGCACACUGGCCGGCGAUGCGGACGCCAUUGAUGAAGCCAAAGAGCGGCUAGAGCAGGAAAAGACUUUUGCUCGUGUGCUAGCUGUAGACACCGCAUACCAUUCUCAUCACAUGCUUCCCUGCGCCGAACCCUAUCUACAGUCGCUACGCAACUGUGGAGUCCGAGCUCUCAGGGGUCCAAAGCGAUGUGCUUGGUACUCCAGUGUCUGGGGCCCCAAUGGACGCAGCCGCUCUUUCGAUAGCAAAGAUAGCAUGGAGUUGCUCGAAGGCCAGUACUGGGUCGAUAACCUAACCAACACGGUCCAGUUCUCGCAAGCAGUAUACCGAGCUAUUUCCGAAGAGCCCUUCAUCAUGGACCUCGCACUGGAAGUUGGACCCCACCCUGCUCUCAAGGGACCCAGCUCUGAAGUCAUGAAGUCGCUGACUGGGGUUUCCGUUCCAUAUAGCGGUAUUUUGAAACGCGGAGAGAAUGCCGUCGAAGCGUUUGCCGAUGCUCUAGGACUCAUCUGGACGUCUUUCCCAUCUCAGAACCCUAUCGUCACGUUCGAUGGGAUGCAUCGCGCCUUGCCACAAGCUGGACCAAAGAAGCCUAGCAUCCUGAAGAACUUGCCAGGUUACCCAUGGGACCAUGAUAGCCUCAUCUGGCGUGAAUCGAGGGCUUCUCGCGUGUUCCGCUCUCAGAACCAGCCAAGACACGAGCUCCUCGGUCACCCUGUAACGUUGGGCGAACAUAGCAGGCGAGAGGUACACUGGCGCCAGAUCUUCAAGCUGGGCGAGCUUCCUUGGGUGACUGGUCAUAAUAUCCAAGGCGAAGUACUUUUCCCAGCCACGGGGUACCUCACAAUGGCGUACGAAGCCGCUAUACGCCUUGUAGACAAUGAGACAGCGCUGCGCCUCGUCGAGUUGCACGAUGUGGAGAUUGUUCGCGCUAUGGGUUUGCCAGAAGAUUCCCCCGGCCUCGAGGUUCUCUUCACUGUGUCCGUUACAGGCCAGUCUGACGACUGCGUCACGGCAAAAGUGGCUUGCUACAGCGGCAACGUCAACGUAGCCAAGCUGGAUAGUCCUCUUCAUGGACUCACAGCUCAUUUCUCAGCUGGCGUUAGACUUUGGCUCGGUGAACCCAGCAAUAGUUCCCUACCUGGCCGCAACAGACCCCUGCUCCCCAUGAAUACCCUCGAUAUGGAGCAGUUCUACUCCUACCUGUCGAAGGUAGGAUACAACUACGCGCUGCCUUUCAGAGCAACCAGUGUGGACCGCCAUCUCAACCACGCGGUCGUGACGCUUCCAUCGCCUCCAGAGACGUCUUCGUCUAUUCGUGAUGUUACGCAUCCCGUAGUCCUCGACACUGCGAUUCAAGGAGUCUUGGCCGCAUUUUCUUUCCCUGAAGACGGCCGCCUGGACACUGUGUAUCUCCCCACACGCAUCGACUGCGUCCGCAUCAACACAUCGUCAACAUAUAAUAGCCCCUUGAUGGCAGACAGCGUCUUGACAUCGACCGAAGCAAAGGCACUCAAGGGCGACAUCGAGGUGUUCAGCGAGAGCGACGCAGCCGUCCACGUGCAAAUGCGUGGCGUCCACUACACUGCGCUGAACCAAAACAAAGACCGAUGGCUGUACGCAAGCGAGAACUGGGUGCGCGAUGCAAUCCACGGUAUUGAGCCGAGCCAGAUGACCAAGCUUUCUCCUGAAGCCGAGGCGUUUGAGAAGCUCCUGACACGCAUAGCGUAUUUCUAUCUGCGCAAGCUCCGCGAUCAGAUCAAGCCGUCGGAGCUAUUGCUCAUGAGCAAGCACCGACGCCACAUGAUGAAGUGGGUCAGAGAGCAUCUGUUUCCCCAGAUCGAGGCAGGCCAGCGUCCAGAUGUCGAAGUGGAAUGGGUAAACGACACCCUGGAGGAUGUCGAGCGGUGGAGCGCUAGUUACCUUGCAGCUGGCAACAACGACAUGCAACUGCUUCAUGCCGUCGGGAAGAAUCUGCCUGCUAUUGCCCGCGGAACGAAGCCUGCGCUACAGGUGUUGCUGACCGACGACAUGCUGGACCGUCUGUACGUCGAAGGCACUGGAAUCGCGGAUGCUAACCUCGACUUUGCCCUGUUGGUGCAGCAGAUUGCACACCGCUACCCGCGCAUGAAUGUCAUCGAGGUGGGUGCCGGAACAGGCGGUACCACGCGAGCGGUGCUGUCCUCUUUGGGCGAUCAGUAUGCGUCGUACACUUAUACCGACAUCUCAGCCGGAUUUUUCGAGCCUGCAAAGGCAAAAUUCAGCCAGCACGGCGGAAAGCUCAAGUUCAAAACACUCAACAUUGAAAAGGACCCCAUGGGCCAAGGCUUUGAUGAAGGCUCGUUUGACAUGGUUAUUGCUUCAAAUUGUCUCCACGCUACUCGCAGUCUCCAGGAAACACUGCGCCACUGCCGCCGCUUGCUCCGGCCCGGAGGCUACUUAGUCCUGCUGGAAAUCACUCGCGACCAUCUCCCUAUUGAGGAGUGGGACGCGUUGCUCAAGGCAAACAGGUUCUCUGGAGUAACUGCAAGCUCGACGCCUUCUUAUUGCUCUGUGAUAAUGUCGCAGGCAGUUGAUGAUACCUUCCAGCUACUCCAGGGGCCGCUCUCUGUCACUUCUCAGCAGCAGCCGUUGGCAUCCAGAGGACCGGUAUUGGUUGUUGGUGGUAACAAGUCAGGACUUGGUGCCAGGUCUCAGGAAAUACUUGCUUCUCACGGUGCAUCAUACCUGCAUGAGCUUGAGGGCAUCGAGGUGCCGAGUGGAGCAGUCGUUCUCUGUCUAUCUGACUUGGACAACCCCAUCUUUAGUGUCAUGACAGAGGCUGCGUUCCAGGGUAUACAAACAAUCUUCCGGAACGCAAGCAUUGUUCUGUGGGUGACGUCUGGAGCGGCUUCGGGCAAAAAUCCAAUGGCGAACGUAACGGUCGGAUUAGGACGAACACUGCUUGCCGAAUGCAGUGACUUGAGACUCCAGUUCCUUGACGCGGAAGAGCCUGAUUCACUCACUCCGGAAUUGCUGGCGACUCUUCUCCUUCGACUUGGCGCAACGGACCAGUCCAACUCCGAUGAUAUCCUCUGGAAUCAUGAGCCUCAUCUUGCACUGAGAGACGGCGCGUUCUACGUACCCAGAGUGCUGCGCCUAGACAGCUUGAACCGCCGCGCUAGUGCGAAGAACCGAAAGCUCACCCAGAGUACCAGUCUUGAGCUCUCUGAUACUGGCGUCGAGAUGUCUCAACAAGACGGAGCCUUGGAGCUGUUCGAUUACCCUGUCGGCGAUUGUAGGCCAAGCGAGAUUCGUGUACAGGUCAUGGCAUCAUCCAUCCAUGCUUUUACACUCGAUCGCCCGGCGCCCGUUUACUUCUGGAUUGGUCACGAUGUCCAUUCUAAAGACAGAGUCAUGGGCUUUUCGGAAUUCAACCGCUCCAUAAUCACGGCUACGGAAGAUCAGAUCUUUUACCGUGGAGACAAUGUCAGCACACAAGACAAGCGGGAUUCAGAUGCUGAGCAGCUGCACCGAUUCAUCGUACAAGCGAUGGCUGCAUCUCUUCUCGGUAAUUUUGAGGCACCCAUCUGGGUACACGGCGCUCCAAACCACUUCAAGCCGGCCAUUACUCGUGCUGCCCACGAAGCCAAUGUCUCAGUGUCCCUGACGACAUCAGAUAUUGCAAGCGCUCAAGACGAGGGUUUCAUCCACCCGUACAUCAGCAAGCGAGAUCUUCAGUCACUUGUCCCAAGAUGCGUCAAAACACUGAUCAACCUGGAGGCCGCGCAAAACGAGGAUCUCUCGAAGCUAAUGCGAGAUUCCCUGCCUUCUUCUACCAAGGUAAUCCAGGGUGAUGAUCUGACGAUUCCGAUCAGGUGCGAGAAGCUGCGCGAGCUAGCCCAGGUUAUUGGUCAUGACGAAAUCAAGGGCGCAAGUCACGCAGACCAUGUCACAUCCAUUGGAGAGCUGACAGAAGACAAAGUCAAAGCAUUGAGCCAAGGGGCUGUCAUAGACUGGCGCACUACCGAUAGCGUCACCACGACUGUUCGACCUCUGGAUCAAAGCGGGCUCUUCGAUGCCAACAAGACCUACAUCCUUUUCGGCAUGACAGGGGACGUCGGCAUAUCUGUUGCUGCAUGGAUGGUUGACCACGGCGCUCGAAACGUAGUGCUGGGUAGCCGAAACCCUAGGGUACCAGAGGGCGUCAUUGAAUACAUGGCUCGAAAAGGAGCCAACCUGUGCGCAGUCAAGGUCGACGUGACCAAGAAGGAAGAGCUGCGAGAAGCGUGUGCCAACAUCAAGGCAACCAUGCCGCCGAUUGCGGGUGUCAUCAAUGGCGCCAUGGUUCUCCGAGACCGUCUUUUCGCCCACAUGUCCUGGGACGACUUUGAAGCUGUCCUGGCGCCAAAGGUCGCUGGAACUCAGAACCUGGACGAGAUUUUCAGCAACGAACAAGAUGCGCUGGAUUUCUUCAUUGUUCUUUCGUCGGCAACAUCGCUGGUAGGCAUCAUAGGCCAGUCUGCCUACAGCGCAGCGAACCAUUUUAUGUCGAGUCUGGUGCGCCAGCGACAUGCUCGUGGUCUAGCUGGUUCCGUUGUGGCAAUCGGGUUCCUGACGGGCUUGGGCUACAUUUUCCGCUCGGAAAAGGAGCAUCUCGAUGCUAUUGAGAGACAAGCCGAGACAGACCUGCACGACAUGCUCGCGGAGGCGGUUGUGUGCGGUCGACCCAACUCUGGUCAGCCGUCUGAGCUCAUCACCGCCAUCAAGACAACAUUCCCGGAUGCGUGGCACGAAGACCCACGCCUCUCAUGCUACCUUGUACAGGAUAGCGUGGAAGAAGGCACUGAUGCCAAAGAAGUCGAGGGCAAUGCCAAGGUCGAAGCUCAAUUGGCAUCGGCCGAGGAUCCAAAGCAGUGCUUGACGAUUCUGAUAAAGUGCUUCAGCGUGGCGCUGGGCAACAUGCUCCAGCUCGACCCGGCUCAGAUAGCAGUCGACGUCCCUGUUGUCGAUCACGGCGUUGACUCUCUGGUCUCGGUCCGUAUCCGCGAAUGGUUCCUCAAAGAGCUCGGCGUCGACGUGCCGGUACUAAAGCUCAUGUCGACCAACCACUCCCUGUCGCGCGUAUGCGAGGAUGCACUAGCAGGAUGGCGGAAGCUUCGUGCAGGGCCCCCAACAGCGUCCCAGACAGAGGCCAAGGACAACGAGCCUCGCCGCGACCCAGAAAAGGACUGGAAAAAGGAGGUGGCCGAGCUCAUUAGCGGAAUCCGAGGCCUCAUCCCGCGAGGCACUGAUGCAAUGGCGAGCACCGAGCCGCCUCGGACAAACGCUCGCCGGGUCGUUGUUACAGGAUGUACAGGGUUCCUGGGCACUCACCUGCUGCGCCAUCUGGUCGCCGAUGCGAGUGUCGCUGAGGUACAUUGUCUGUGUAUCCGCUCACGCCAUGUACGCGUCCAGGACGCCAAAAUCCGUGAAUACGCCGGCGACCUAGCCAAGCCGCUGUUGGGACUCUCUGCUACCGACUUCAAGCGCCUCAGUCAGACAGCAGACGUGAUCAUCCACCUGGGUGCCGAUGUCAACCAUCUCAAGUCGUACGAGGCGAUGCGUGCUGCCAAUGUGGUCUCGACACAGACACUGCUUGCCAUGGCGAUGCCGCGCAGCGUCCCCGUGCACUACAUCUCAUCCUCGUCGGUGGCCAUGCUGCAGAAGGGAACUUCGGAACUCGCAGAAGUGGCGCCCUCGAGCAUCUCACCGCCACGUGACGUCGAUUCGUUGAUGAAGAGCGCCGUGGGUUACGCCGCCAGCAAAUGGGUGGGUGGGAUGCUGCUUGAAAACGUCGAGGGCCCUCCAACGGUGGUGCAUCGCUUUCCCAACAUCAUGGGCCAUGAUGCCCCUGAAGAGAUUCCCUUGGUAGCUCUCGAUCGCUACUGCACCAAGAUGCGGGCCGUACCAGCGCUGGAUCCCCGCUUGUGGAUCGGCCAGCUCGAUGUCAUCGAUGUUGGCCAGGUUGUCCCGGACUUUGUGGAAAUGGCGUGGAGCCUGGAUUCCCGUGAAUCAUUCGCCGUACACAACUACUGCAGCAAUAACAGUUACUUGCUUUCGGAUCUUGCGGGAAUGUACAGAGAGAGACUCGGGGCCAAUGUUGAGGUUCUGCCGACGCCUGAGUGGAUGCGCAGGGCCAUCGCGAUGGGUAUGCCCAAGGGUGUUGAAGCCACAUUUGUGGGCCAUGACGAAGUGUUUGUGUCGCCUGUUUUGCGCAAGGGUCCGGCCAAGAAAUAG